Molecule: messenger RNA, 4171 nt
Organism: Pseudopodoces humilis (Tibetan ground-tit)
Lineage: Eukaryota; Metazoa; Chordata; Aves; Passeriformes; Paridae
Product: protein O-GlcNAcase-like
Biological process (GO): glycoprotein metabolic process
Molecular function (GO): beta-N-acetylglucosaminidase activity
Source: RefSeq, a predicted model, not a curated record
UUCCAGCCCUCUGCGCAUCCUUCCAUCCCCUCCCGCAAACGCUUCAUCCCUCCCUGCGCGCCUUCCAUCUCCCCCGCGCACCCUCCACCUCUGCGCGCCCCCCAUCCUUCCGCGCACUCCUUCAACCCCCGCUCCCCCUCCAUCCCCCCGCGCACUCCUCCGUCCCUCCGAGCAUCUCUCCACGCAUUUCUCCAUCCCUCCGCGCACUCCUCCAUCCCUCCGCGCAUCUCUCCGAGUCCCCCCCCGCGCACCCUGCGCCUGCCCCCGCGCCGGCAGGGUCGCUCCUGCGCGGGGAUGGAGGAGCGGCCGCGCUUCCUCUGCGGCGUGGUGGAAGGUUUCUAUGGGAGACCAUGGUCAAUGGAUCAGAGGAAACUUCUCUUUCAAUGGCUGCAACGCCAGGGGCUGAACUGCUACAUGUACGCGCCCAAGGAUGAGCUGAAGCAUCGGCUGCUCUGGAGAGAGCCCUACACAGAGCAUGAGGCAGCCCGCAUGCGGUCUCUCAUCGAAGCUGCCCACGAGCAGGGUGUGGAGUUUAUUUUUGCCAUUUCUGCUGGCCAGGACAUGGUGUUUUCCAGCGCUGGGGAUCGGCUCCUGCUGCAGCAAAAACUCAGGCAGGUGGCUGCCAUGGGGUGCCGCUCCUUCGCGCUGCUCUUUGACGACAUCGACCCCUGCAUGUGCCAAGCUGACAGAGAUGUCUUCCCCUCCCUGGCACAGGCUCAGGCCUCUGUGGCCAACGAGGUGUACCAGGAGCUGGGCCAACCCUCCGUCUUCCUCUUCUGCCCUACAGAAUAUUGCAGCUCGCUCUGCUCUCCCAGCCCCAGCCAGUCCUGCUACCUGCAGACCAUCGGCCAGGAGCUGCUCCCAGGGAUCGGUGUCAUCUGGACAGGCCCGAAGGUGGUGUCACAGGAGCUCUCAGCAGUGCUGCUGGAGGAGGUGGAGGCUGUCCUGAAGCGUCCCCCCGUCAUCUGGGACAACCUCUACGCCAACGAUUAUGACUGCAGACGUGUCUUCCUGGGCCCCUACAUGGGCCGUGCUCCUGGCCUCAUGUCCAGGCUCCACGGGCUGCUCCUCAACCCCAACUGUGAGCUCCAGGCCAACUUCAUCCCCAUCCACACACUGGGCACUUGGUUUCGGAGCGAGCUGGGGAGCUGUGCCCACCCUGACCCUGCAGGAACAGAGGUGGCGGCAGCCCUGGGGGACAACCGAGAUGCUCAGGAUGGAAGCUACAGCCCCCAGGAAGCCUUGGAACUGGCGCUGCGUGACUGGGUGGCCGAGAUAAACCAGCAGGCCUUGGAACCAGGAGGAAGGACCCCAGGACACCCCAGUGUCAGCCUCAAGGGAGGACCAAGGCUGCAGCCUGGCACGGCGGGAGGACAGGAGGUCACUCCCCACCCUCAGCCCCACAGCUCUGCUCCUGGUGGGGCAGAUCAGCACAGCCCUGAGCCCUGCCGAGUGGCACCAGAGGAGGGGUGCAGGGAGGUGACCUCGGAGCCUGAGAAGGACAGUGGGAACAGGACACCCCCUGGCCAUCAGCAGAGCCCUACAAGGGCUGGGGAGCAGCUCACCACAGGGAGCAGGGAGAGCUCUGAGCCGUCCUCUGCUCUGCCCAGUGUGGCUGGGAGUGCCCAGUCCGAGGGAAUCCCAGCGGCCACCAAGAGCCUCCCCAGCCCAAGCCCCAUCACGAGCUCCAGCAAUGGGAACAACACCAGUCAGAACAUUUCCUUGCCCACCAGUGAUGCCAGGACAGGGAAUGGCAGCCCUGUCCAGUCUCCCAGCAGCACCCAGCCUGAGGCCAUCGGGACUGAUGUGCCCCAGAUACCCCCAGGACCUGGGGCUGGUGCCAGCCCUGGUGCCCCAGCCCCACUGACUGAUGAGGCUGGUGCCAGCCCUGGUCCCAUGGCACCAAUGACCCCAGAGGAGGCCACAACCAGCCCCACAGCACAGGUGACCCCCGAGGAGCCCAGAACCAGCCCCAUGGCACCAGUGACCCCAGAGGAGGCUGGGUCUCAACCCAUGACCCCCAAAGAUGCCACGACAAGCCCCACAGCACAGGUGACCCCCGAGGAGCCCAGGACCAGCCCCAUGGCAACAGUGACGCCAGAGGAGGCUGGAUCUGGCACCAUGACCCCCAAAGAUGCCAGGACCAGCCCCACAGCACAGAUGAUCCCAGAGGAGGCCAGGACCAGCCCCAUGGCACCAGUGACCCCAGCGGAGGCUGGGUCUGGCCCCAUGACCCCCAAGGAUGCCAGCACCAGCCCCACAGCACAGGUGACCCCAGAGGAGGCCAGGACCAGCCUCAUGGCACCGGUGACCCCAGAGGAGGCUGAGUCUGGCCUUAUGGCACUGAUGACCCCAAAGGAGGCCAGAUCCAACCCCACAGCACCACUGACCCCAGAGGAGGCCGUGUCCAGCCCUACAGCACCACUGACCCUGGAGGAGGUGCGGAUGCUGGUGGAGCUCUUCUACCUGCCCUACCACCACGGGGCUCUGGCACAGGAGCUCCUGGAGCACUUUCGGUGGCUGCGGGCUAACAGCCUCAGCGUGGGGGUCCCGGCCACAGCGCCUGAUGCCUGCGGGGGCACACGGUGGCGAGGCCGGGCUCAGUCCUUCCAGCUGCUCUGCGCGAGGACGUGCCGCCUGCACAGCCGCUUCGUCAGCACCGCCGGCCGGGCGCUGCUCUAUGACCUUCACCCCUACCUCUGGGACAUCCGCAACAUGCUGCUGGCCGCCAGUGCCUUCAUCCUCUGGCUGGAUGGUCACCUCCUCUGCGACCCUGACCCCAAGGGCACCUGGGGGAACUGCUUUGGCUGGUGCCAGAGUAUCACUGCCCCCAUCCUGCCGGGGAGGGACACCGAGCCCUGGGCGCGUCGCGGGGGUCUCUUUGGAGAGCUGCAGGCACUGCUGCCCGUGGGGAACAGCUGUGACCUCUUUUACCAUCCACCCCCGCUCUUCCCAUCCAGCCAGCUGUACCUGCUGCGCCCACUGCUGCCUCUGGACAAGGGAGAGCUUUACCGCAUGUGCCGGGAGAGUUUGGACUGUGAUCCUAAAGUGGCAGAGAUCCUCGUGGCCCACCCGGAUCUCCUCGGUGACAGGCUCCUGGGCAGCUUCCUCAGCCUGAGCCCCGAGUACACCUUUGUGCUGGAGGAUGAGGGUGGCCCCUGUGGCUAUGCAGCCGGAGCCCUCCACGCCGAAGGCUUCCUGCAGCAGCGGGACAGCAGCUGGCUGCCAGCCAUACGGCACAAGUACCCCCCAGACCUGGGCACAGAGAGUCCAGCUCUGGGACAGGAUGCCCUGGAGGAAGCAGUGCUCUUCUUCCACGCAGAGCCACUGGCAGUGCCCCAGCCUGUGCUGAGGCGCUUCCCCUCCCUGGUACAGCUGGGCACGGCCCCCCGUGUGCUGGACGUGGGGGCCAGUCGCAGCCUGGCCCUCUGCCUGCUGAGCGCACUCAGGGCCAACGGGUCACGGGGAGUGUUCUGCCAGGUCAGUGAUGCCGACCGGCAGCAGCUGAGCUUCUACAGCAAGCUGGGCUUUGUCGCCCUGCCGGUGGCCUGGGGCAGCUCUCCUGGCGCUCAGCUCCUGGGACGUCUCCUCUGAUGGGGCACAGGGAGGCAGUGCCCCAGGACAGGCUGGUUCCCCAGGCCAGGCUGAACCCCCCAUCCCACACAGCAUCGGCCUGAGCAAGCGGGAGCAGAGGGGCACCUCGAGCAGGCCAGGUACCCAUGAGAGGGGACACAGAGACGAGCAGGAUGUCACUGGGAUGUGUGCAGGGCUCUGAGGUACCUGGGUAGCAGAGAGCUAUUUCUGCUGCUCACAGGAUUUGGCCACCUCUGUGCCACCCCAACUGUUCCUGUUUGCUGGGUACCCUCCACCUUUUCUGGGGAGCCAGGCUGUCUGCAGACCCUCAGGCCUGCAGGAGCCCAUGAGCAGUGUUUGGGUUUGUGAUCCUGGAGCACAGCACGGUGCCUUAGUGCUACAGGAGUGUCCCUGUCACGCAGGCUGGGCUGUCCAGCUCUCUCCAUCCCCUGUGUGGCCUGGGCAGCCGGUGCUGGGGCUGGCUCUCGGCACUUCUUGUGCCUUGCUUGUCAGUAUGGAUUGAUCUGCUAUGGGAUGCGGUGAGGCAGCCUCUGUUUUUGUGCCUGGGGCCUGAGGGAAGCGCUGUCCUUGGCAAUAA